AUGUAUCUGCUUUUCUAUUGGACGAACGAACAUACGAACGAACGAACAUACAAACGAACGGCGCUUGCUCACUUUUCGUCUAACCCUCCUUUCAGUAGAGGGAAUGAUUCAUCUAUUUCUAACCAAAUCAAAGAAUAUCUGAUUCAUCGAACAAAUAAAUUAAAACAAGAUAUUUAUAAAAAUGUAGCAAAAUCUCGAGCAAUCGUACUUCAGUUGCAUCAACGUUCAUCGUCAUCGAGAAAACAAAAGAUUAUUGGUGUCUCUCCUGAACCCUAUAUUGACUUGAUGUCACAUCAAUUUAUUAAACGUCAAUGGAAUCAUCUUUCACUUGGUCCAUCUUGUAUAAGAUUAAAUCAAAGUGCUAUUCGUCCUCGAAAGCAACAAGAAAUUCACAUAAAAAAAGAACAUACAAAUAUUGAUCAAAAAGUUAUCCACCAUCUCACAUCACAACCACAUAAUAUGCCAUUAAAAUCAAGGAUUCUUAAAACAUAUUCCGAUGAUCUACUUACAUUGGAACAAGCCAAAACCGCUUUAUCGAUUCAACGAAAAAUCAAGAAAUCCAAUCUUAUUCUUCGUGUUACCGAUAAGGGUCACAAUUUUUAUAUUGGCUCAGCAAUUGAGUUUGAUAAAAAAGUGCAAAAGUUUUUUCAAGAUACAAAUGCUUUUGUGGUAUUAAAAGAAAAUCCAUUCAAUGAAAUUUUGGAUAAAGUCAUUCAUUUACUCAAUCAACUUCAUGGAAAAAAACUUAUUCUACGAUGGCAAUAUAAUAAAAUGAUGCCCAAUCGAACAAAAUCUGAAUUAGCUCAUUUAUAUUU
Rotaria socialis is the source of this 815-nucleotide messenger RNA. The record is from the annotation of a GenBank genome assembly. NCBI's taxonomy places the organism in Eukaryota, Metazoa, Rotifera, Eurotatoria, Philodinida, Philodinidae.